ACACUUGCCUGUGCCCACAUGCUUGUAUAGUGUGGUGUUAGGCUUUCAACCAAGAUUACAGAGUGCAAGUCUGAGUCUGUGUUUCUGUGUCUCGGCCUUUUCACAGAGGGCUGUGAAGAGAGGCAGCUAUCUCACAUGUCUGAGCAAUUCUGACUAUGCUGCUCUUGGUAGCGCUGGGCCUAGUUUUUUCUUCCACUGUGGUCACCACUGAGAAGGCUUUGAACACCAACCACAAACCACCAGCACCGCUCCUCAACUACAGCAGGAUCUCCCUGCCGCCAGAGCACGUACCCUACUUCCUCUACAACAACAAGAGGGUCGCCAAGCAAUGUCGCCAGGACCCGCUCUGCCCUUUUAAAGAUGCACUGCUGGACUUGUUUGCCUGUUGGGGUUACGAGAAGAACUGCGAUCCAGGGAAGCGCUUUAGCUAUCCAGUCUGUACCAAAGCUGACUCUGGAUGGGCUCGUUCACUGGAGGCAGCCCAGGAGCUUUUCUGGAAACAGGCUGAUUUUGGCUACGUCAAAGAGCGUCUCUCCGAGCUCAAAACACUCUGCAAGGCCGGCAAGCCAGAGCACUCUUCAUUAAGAUGCAGCAGCCACGCUAGAUUCUGUAAGGCAACAAACCUUUAUCUGGACUUGAGGAAGCCACGCAGAACUCAUGAAAGAUACAAGGAGGACUUCCUUCAGAAGGGUGAGAUCGGUGGUCACUGCAGACUGAACAAGCAAGUGCUUGCUGCCCAGGGAGAGCACAAGAGCCCCUUGCAGUCUUGGUAUGCUGAGCUGCAGUCAUACACAGAGCUGGACUAUCACCCCAUAGAGGAUGGUCACUGUGAAAUCAUUGUUGAAAAACCCACUGUUUUUAUGAAACUGGAUGCUGGGGUGAACAUGUACCACCAUUUCUGUGAUUUCGUCAACCUCUACAUCUCUCAGCACAUUAACAACUCCUUCAGCACAGAUAUCAACAUUGUCAUGUGGGACACGAGUUUUUAUGGUUAUGGAGAUCUGUUCAGUGAAACAUGGAGGGCCUUCUCAGAGUAUGACAUCAUUCACCUGAAGACCUAUGACUCGAAAAGGGUGUGUUUCAAAGAUGCCUUCUUCUCCCUGCUUCCAAGAAUGAGAUACGGCCUCUUUUACAACACUCCUCUCAUCUCGGACUGCUACAGUGAGGGGAUGUUUAGGGCGUUCUCCCAGCAUGUCCUCCAUCGGCUGAACAUCACGCAAGAUGGGCCAAAGGAGGGGCAUGUUCGUGUCACGCUGCUGACACGCAGCACAGAAUACAGAAGGAUAUUAAACCAAGUGGAGCUGGUAAAUGCCCUCAAGACUGUGCCUUUACUGGAGGUCAAUGUGGUGGACUACAAAUACAAGGAUGUUCCCUUCCUGGAGCAGUUGAGGAUCACCCACAACUCUGACAUUUUCAUAGGGAUGCAUGGGGCAGGUCUCACACACCUCCUCUUCCUCCCUGACUGGGCUGUCAUCUUUGAGCUAUAUAAUUGUCAGGAUGAGAGCUGCUAUCGAGAUUUGGCUCGGCUGCGGGGCAUUCGAUACGUGACUUGGCAGAAAAUGGACAAAGUGCUCCCACAGGACAAGGGUCACCAUCCCACCCUCGGAGACCAUCCGAAGUUUACCAACUACUCUUUUGAUGUGGGGGAAUUCAUGCGGCUUGUGCUGGAGGCAGCCGAUUACGUCACGCACCAUCAGAAAUGGCAGCGGCGAACCCUCCAUGAUGAACUCUAGAGUCUCUGUGAGCGGAGGUGGGAUACAAACAUCUGGCUGUUAAACAACUCUUAAGAUGAUCCUUUCGUUACAAUCCGUAGACACUGGCAGUGUGCAAAUGGCGAUUUAAAUUACCUCAUUCACCAGUGGUCUGACAGAAUAUUUGUCCGCUGUUUUGAUAAGUCUGGAUGAGUGAAAGCAGCAUGGCGGACAACUCGGGUUUGAAUAGCUUCCAUCAGCUCUAUUAGUGUCAAAUCAGUUAAGGGACGAGACGCAUGUAGACGAAGCAUCUGGAGAGCGAUAAGAUGUGUCCUAUGUUUCUUCAUUACCUCCGCUGUGUCUACUUCAUUCCACGGCGACAAAGUUAGCUAAUGAGCAGCUGUUACUGCGUCCCUUCACUUGCGACAUCUUGUCACAUUUGAUCAGUGUCACCUUGAUGCGAGGCUCUUCAGAGCUGUUGACAAUCACGGCAGAGUUUCUGAGCACAUCCAGCAGACACCGCUCUAAUAUGAUGUGCAGUGUUCACAUGCUGGAUUUGCGCAUAUAGUUGCAAACUUAGACUUUUGUUGCCGUUAGUUUGACAUACUGAACUCAUGUGUUCUUAAGUUAUGCUCAUCAACACUAAAAAAGAAAAAAAAAGAAAGACAGAAGGUAAGUGAGACUCUCCAAGUGGCUCUUCUCUUUUCUAUCAGUAUUUGUGUUAAGUGCACAUACAACUACAUAUAUACUUUAAAACACUUUAAUGUUAAGUAUUGUGAAACAUACAUUCAAGUAUUUCUUAAUAAGUGUCAACACUCCAUUAUCUCUCAAAACAUAUAACAGCUUAAUAUCAAAACUAUCAAACACACUUUUUAAAUCUACCUUUUACUAAUGCGCCUUUUAUUUAAGUUUACACGGUUUACAUGCUUUUACUUUUGUCAUUUAUUUAAAAGUCUAUCUAGUUGACUGAUGUCUGAAUUACUGGUAAUUCCUUUGCAGUUUUAUCAAAGGAAAUUUAUUAUCAGUGUGGUCAAAUGAUGAGGGUGCUGCUACCAGUUGUUAGUUCUCCUGAAGCCUUUUGAACGCUGUUAGUUUCAUAUUUCACCGUAAAUUAGUUUGAAAGAGAAUGGGCACAAUUUGCAUGCAGUGUGAUGCAAUGCACAAGAGUAUUUUGAGGGAUCAGAGGAUCAUUUUCAUGUUUCUUGGCCUUUCUGCGAGCUUUAUGUUUUAUUUAUCAAUGAAACCACGUUGAACUGAGUCUGACUUUUUUGGUCAGGGCUUUGCUAGUCAUGUAGGCGAUUUAACAUUAAAUUUGCUGUGUAAUAUUUUAAAAUAAAUAAUU
This is a messenger RNA of Toxotes jaculatrix (banded archerfish), 3033 nucleotides long. It is a transcript of the gene eogt, whose product is annotated as EGF domain-specific O-linked N-acetylglucosamine (GlcNAc) transferase. The coding region runs from base 156 to 1733 and encodes 525 amino acids. Gene Ontology annotation, cellular component: endoplasmic reticulum lumen. Gene Ontology annotation, molecular function: protein N-acetylglucosaminyltransferase activity. Lineage: Eukaryota; Metazoa; Chordata; Actinopteri; Toxotidae. The transcript has 15 exons. The record is from RefSeq and is a predicted model, not a curated record.